Hyalella azteca is the source of this 2754-nucleotide messenger RNA. RefSeq names its product nucleoporin p58/p45. NCBI's taxonomy places the organism in Eukaryota, Metazoa, Arthropoda, Malacostraca, Amphipoda, Hyalellidae. The coding region runs from base 129 to 2402 and encodes 757 amino acids. Gene Ontology annotation, cellular component: nuclear pore. The record is from RefSeq and is a predicted model, not a curated record. The transcript has 13 exons. Gene Ontology annotation, biological process: nucleocytoplasmic transport. Gene Ontology annotation, molecular function: structural constituent of nuclear pore.
UAUCUUGAGUGAAUGUGACUCCACUCACUCCAGAACAAGUUCAAUUUUGAGACGAUACAAUCCCGCGGCCGCGAGUGUAUGCGCGAAUGCAAGCAACCUUUUGUUAUAAUAUAUCAUAAUUUUAUAAAAUGAUUAAUUUUGGGAUUGGGUCUAAUAACACUUCCACUACUUCGGCGUCUACUGGGACGCCAAAUUUUAGCUUCGGGUCAAACUCUACACAAGCAACAAGUGCAUCUGGGGGUGGCUUUCAGUUAGGCCAACCAGUGUCCCAGCCCCAGACAUCGGCUGGUUUUGGAACUGUUGGCGGACUGAAUUUUGGAAGCUCCACCACUACUCCAAAUCCACUACUUGCUGGUACUUCCUCUACUGCUGCCACCACAUCCACAAGUUUUACAGGUUUUGGAUCAGUAGGCCAAGCAGCACUUGGGACAUCUUCUGCAUCAGGUUUUUCUCUUGGGAAUCCGGCUACCACAACAACUUCUAGUGGUCUUGGUGGCUUUACUUUUGGAGGUCAAACCAACACAGCCACGAGCACAGCAAGCUUAGGGGGUAUUUCUUUCGGCAGUGCAUCUGUGUCUUCUGCACCUGCUGCCUCAAAUGCUGCAGCACCCUUCAGUUUUGGUGGUCUCGGCGGUGCCGCGGUCACCUCCUCCACAGGGAGUCUCUCCCUCGGCCUGGGGGGCGCCCCCUCCCUUGGGCUUGGGGGGGCCCAGCCCCCUGCUACGUCUGUAGCAGGGGAGGCUGCAGGGAGCUCAGCAGAAGGCAGAAGUUGCAAGGAGACGCCGCUGCCACAAGACAUCUUUGCCACCAUCGCUGCAUUUGAGAGCUUCAAGAGCCAGGAGAAGGCAGCAAGUGAGGCUAACCUGCAGCAGAGCGCCACAGCGUUCCUCAAGCUGGGGGAAGACUGCGUCAAGCUACGCAGCCUCGUGACGCAGCUCAGUACUGCGCAGGCUGGUCUGCAGCAACGCGUUAACCAACUCAAGGAUAAGAUAGUCGCUAGCAGCGAAGACGUUGAGAUGACGCGCAGGACGCACGCGACGCCCACGCACCUACAGGGCGACAACACCGCACCUGAGCUCUACUUCAGUAAAGUACUGGACGAGUUUGAGCUUCACAUGACGUCUUGCAGGGACAGGAUCGAGGAGGUCGAGAAGUGUCUGGCGCUCACCGGCCAAACUCUCGACAGCAACAGUGCUGUUCGAGAGCUAGUACGACGUCAGCACGACAACCUACAGGUGGCAGCAGCUCACGUGUACCGUGUGCACGCUAAGCUCGUGCAGCUGAACGCGCUGCUGCCGUGCCCCGACCACCUCAAGCCGCAGCCUCUCUUCCGCGCCGGCGUCGGCGACCUCAGCAAACUCGACGACAACUCCUGCAGGAGCGCCGUGCCCGAGCAGAGCGGCGUCGUGCGCAACUGCUUCGAGGUGUCGGGAGGCACGAGUCGCCUGGGCGCCUACCAGCUGAGCGCGGCGAGGGCUCGCGCCCUGAGCCUCAAUCCUGCACCUCCUCCCACGCAGGGCCUCAGCACCCAGUCCUCCCUCUUCGGGAAUCUGGGCACACCGAACAACUUUGGUUCAUUAAACUUCGGCGGAGGCUUAGGCAGCACCGGCGGAGCAAGUGCUUUUGGCAACAUUGGUGCCUCAGCAUUUGGCAACACUGGUACAUCAGCAUUUGGCAACACUGGUACUUCAGCAUUUGGCAACACUGGUACCUCAGCAUUCGGCAACACUGGUACCUCUGCGUUUGGUAACUCUGGUACGUCUGCGUUUGGCAACACUGGUACCUCUGCCUUUGGCAACACCAGCAAUUCGGCAUUUAGCAACACCGGUAAUUCAGCGUUUAGCAACACUGGUUCUUCAGCGUUUGGCAAUACCGGCUCUUCGGCAUUUGGCAACACCGGUACUUCGGCAUUUGGCAACACCGGUACUUCAGCGUUUGGCAACCCCGGUACUUCGGCAUUUGGAAACACCGGUACUUCAGCGUUUGGCAACACCGGUACUUCAGCGUUUGGCAACACCGGUACUUCGGCAUUUGGAAACACCGGUACUUCAGCGUUUGGCAACACCGGUACUUCAGCGUUUGGCAACACCGGUACUUCAGCGUUUGGCAACACCGGUGCUUCGGCGUUUGGCAACACUGGUUCUUCAGCGUUUGGCAAUACCGGCUCUUUGGCAUUUGGCAACACCGGUACUUCGGCGUUUGGCAACACCGGCACUUCGGCAUUUGGCAGCCCCAAUAACUCCGCCUUUGGCAAUACCGGCACUUCUGCUUUUGGAAACACUACUUCCCCGACAUUUGGCAACACUUGCGCUUCUGCCUUCGGCAACACUAGCACAACACAAGCCGGCGGCUCACUCUUCUCAUCGCCGUUUGGACAGAGCAACAAACUUUUCAAGUCCUGAGAAUGACGGUGGCUUAACGCCACUCAUGACUGCCUUCAAAUGCCGCAGAAGACGACACGCGUCGCAAGAGGAGGCUGUGACAACCAACUCAACGUGCCAGUAGUUUUAAAUUUCAGUAAAUACUCCUACUGUGUUCAUUAGGCUCCUCUGUCUUCCGAGAAAACAUUCUGAGAACACAUUAUUAGAACAUUAUUCCCUGUGAACAACCGCCCAACUUAUGAGUCAUGAUUCCAUCUCUUUUCUUUAUUCAAGUUUACGGUAAAACAGUGAUCUGAUGCUGAUUAAUAAUCGUCCCUCAUAUAAUGCACAUGAGGUAUGUAAUACAUACAGAACAUUAAAUUUUAGAAUUAUG